This is a messenger RNA of Symsagittifera roscoffensis, 2835 nucleotides long. Its product is annotated as dystroglycan 1-like. The transcript is spliced from 2 exons. Gene Ontology annotation, biological process: nerve development; morphogenesis of an epithelium; axon guidance. The coding region runs from base 1134 to 2597 and encodes 487 amino acids. Gene Ontology annotation, cellular component: sarcolemma; dystrophin-associated glycoprotein complex; dystroglycan complex. The record is from RefSeq and is a predicted model, not a curated record. NCBI's taxonomy places the organism in Eukaryota, Metazoa, Xenacoelomorpha, Acoela, Convolutidae. Gene Ontology annotation, molecular function: laminin binding.
ACGACAACUACGCUACAGAUAUCCAUACCACCACGGAAAAUUGCUAUUCCCUCUCCGAGCUGUAAAACAAGGCAGGAUUAUUUUUCCCUUUCUUUGGAAAUAUCAGCAUAGAUACAGCACCACGGUUCAACAACCGUUUGUAUAUAUCGAGUCGAGAUCCAAUACACGAAAAUGUUGGUGUUUUCCCUGUGUAAAACUGUAGUACCGUUGUAUAAUCUAAAUGUAAAUUCCCCGUUAUAUUUUCACCACCAAAAAGGCUUAUCUCUAAAAGAUAAGGAAAAAGAAUAAGCCGCUUUUUUUUCGGUGACCAUCUUUUUAUACAUGAGAUGUAUAAAACUUGAAGACAUCAAAAUGCAGCCUGAAAGCACCAAAUUUUUUCCUCCCAAUUAAAUUCCUUUUUAUCUUUUCAACCGAGCUGAACAGGAAAAUGGGAAACAUAAAACGGGAAAAAUAGCACUUUUCUCAGCAUAACUGCCGAUUUCAAGACCUCCAUUUGAUACCUAGGUGAAUUCUAAGUUCAAACUAAAAACGUUUCUAGGUCUGAAAAUUAGCAAAAAUCUUAAUAAAAUUUAAUGCGCGAGUGUAUCUCUAAUAUUCCGUUUUUUUUUUGUUAAUUACAAUUGAAUUGUUCAAUUAGAGUUUUUUCGGUAUCUGUUUAUUAAGACAAUCUCGGCCGACCUUCAUUAUCAUACAAUCUCGAAUUUACCACCGCGAGGAAAGAACAUCAAGUUCUUUGCCUCAUUUUUGCAGUUGUGUUUUUCCCAUUUUACGACAAAAUUCACACUUUAUCUGUUUAUAUAACCUAUUUUAUGGCUGCUUAUUCCAAAAAAUAGAUAUUAUUUUUUGCUUGUUAUUCUGUGCAGUGCAAAAUUUGAUUUGCCAUUUACCAUUCAAAAACUGAAGUAGAAAGAAAAUGCAGUUAUUUCCUCUGAGGCAUAUUUCAUUCAGCUUUAAAUAAUUCCUGUAAAUAUUACAGCAACAGCAUAAUUGCUACUUUUCACAAAAUUCAACAAAAAUUGAACUUUAUCAAGAGAAAUACGGUUUUUAAUUCAUUCUUUUUUCUUGCAAGAAUAAUACAUUGAGAAUAGUAAGUUGAAUAAUACAUUGCUAUUACCAUUACGUUUUCUAACAAUAUGAUGAAGUUUUGGGAAGAAAUCGUGGUUCUUGUCAUAUGCUGUGUCUCUUCAUUCACAACUGCAGUAGAUGUCGACAAGAAGGACCAACUAGCAUCAAGCGUAACAGACGGUCAACCCAUUGGCGCUACAACUGAACCCACAGCGCAAAAGUACCCUUAUCUCAAAUCACGAGAUGAUCUCGUCAAGGUCAUAACCACAAUGUCUCAAGGUCAAGUAUUCUCCCAGAAAAUUGACCCCAGCUUCUAUUUCAAAUGGAGUGAUAACACAAACAGGUCAAUUGCUUUAUAUAUGGCUACUGAGGAUAAAAAUAAUUUAUCCAUGUUCGAGUCUAUAUAUUUUGACGACGAUACGAAUCGCAUUUGGGCGCUUCCUAUGAGCGACAACGCGGGUCAAAAUAAUUACCACAUCAUGGCCAGAGGAUACGGAGACAACGUCACUAGUUACCCUUAUGAGGUUCUAGUCAUGCCAAACAUUAACAGUCCAAACCACAAAAUAAUUCUACAUUUCGAGUAUAACUACAUUCUCUUCGAGGCGUAUCUGCCUUAUAGACUUGAGUUGUUGCGGCUUCUAAGCGUAAUACUUGGCGACGGGGGUUCCUUCGAAAACCUUACUCUGGACUCUUACGAGAACACAACUACAAAUGGAACCUCCCAAAUGCUAAUCCGAAUCAGUAAUUCUUCAGUAGGCUACAAUCCCUGUAACAAAUCUCAAAUGAACAAGAUUCUCAACAUGUACGGGAAACUUUCGACUGGAAUCAACAACGACCCACACGCUUAUGUGGCCGACCAAAUGGGAAAUUAUAAACUUUUCAAGGUCGAGUUGGAGCUCAUUGGCCCGUGUGCUAGCAUAGCCGAACGAUUGAAAACCGACGAAAGUUCUGUGCUCUCCAGCGUCUGGCUCAAGGUCGCAUUUGGCAUCAUUUUGGCGCUCUUAUUGAUGGGAGCUGCAGUAGCAACUGUUGUUUGUCUUUGCAGACAAAAGAAGCUUCGCGCUGCUGUUUCAAUCAAAAAGACAAAUUCAUCCUCGCUUUCCAAACAUUCGAACAAAACCAUAACGACCGAUUCAAAUUUUUUCACCGUGAAAUCGAAGCACGUUCCGGUUAUUUUUGCCGACGAGUAUGACGAGCCCUCUUCCCUCAACCAGAUAUCGGCGGCCUCUCCCUUGAUCUUGAAAAACGAAAAGCCUCCCGCGAAAGACUGUCUUCCCCCCAUGAAACACGUAAACGGGUCUCUAAAUCAUUCGCCGAUGAACGGACCUGUUGAUUUCGACUUCUCCUUUGAUACACUAGCUCCGAAUGGGAACGGAUCGUUGUCGUCGUGUAUGCUAAACAAUGCGUACCCGGGGUCUACGAUCAUGCACGGGAACUCACAGUGUUCAAGCGUAUCGCAUCGGUAUUGUCCGUCUCAGUAUAGGCCCCCACCUCCAUAUAAGCCACCUUCAAAGGCCAUAGUCCCAAGUUAACUAUGCUAUCCCUCAAAAACUGUGUUUGACCAAUUUCUCGUGUUCAAUGUUUUUGAAUUCAAGUUUUGUAAUAAGUUCCGACAAUGCUUUGAAUUGAAAUUGAAAUCUCUGCAAUAAACUAAUAAUUGUGAGAAGGGGAAUUUUUUCUUAGUUGUAUCCAGUCGAUAAAAUAAAGACUGGCUUUUGACUUAGAUUGAUUUUAAUCUAUUAUGCUUGAUUAAAUUUAGAAUUUUAUCCA